GCUGACUGACCACGUGACUUUACGGAAGUGUCAACAACAUGAGCGACGUGUAAGCAACGAUGCUUCACUUUUUAGCCUUUUUAUUGAUCAUCUUGUCUUGUUUGGGCAAUGCACUUGUAUGCAGGGCUCACACCGAGCCCGUCUCCGAGCCGGGCUUAGCAAGUUGCGGCUGUCAGAGCUUGAAGAGAGACGCUGUUGUAGCGUCGGAGGAGGCAAGUGUCAAAUAUUCCAGAGACGCCAAUGAGAUGCUGUCUGACACUAAGGGAGGCGAGAAGAUUACUAGUCAGAUGGUGUUGAUUCCUGGCGGAGAAUUUCUCAUGGGAACAGACAACCCAGGAAUCCCUGCUGAUGGUGAGGGCCCUCAGAGACAGGUCCACGUAGACUCCUUCUACAUGGACAUCCAGGAAGUCACCAACCAACAGUUCCAGAGCUUUGCCAAUGCCACAGGCUAUGUGACAGAGGCAGAGAGAUUUGGGGACUCGUUUGUUUUUGAAGAAAUUCUAAGUGAGGCAGUCAAAAGCCAAAUCACGCAAGCGGUGGCUGCUGCCCCCUGGUGGCUUCCAGUCAAAGACGCAAACUGGAGACAACCUGAGGGCUCUGACUCCAAUAUCCAAGAAAGGAUGGAUCAUCCUGUUCUUCACGUAUCCUGGGGUGAUGCUGUUAACUACUGCGCCUGGGCCAACAAGAGGCUUCCAACGGAGGCAGAGUGGGAACACGCCUGCAGAGGCAAUUUAAAAGACAGACUUUAUCCGUGGGGAAAUCGACUUAACCCAAAAGGGCAACACUAUGCCAACAUCUGGCAAGGAGAAUUCCCUCACCAUAAUUCUGCAGAAGAUGGAUAUGUCAAAACUUCACCGGUGAUGUCUUUUCCCGCCAAUGCUUUUGGUCUGUUUGACAUGGUGGGCAAUGCUUGGGAAUGGACGUCCGACUGGUGGACUGUGCGUCACUCCACCGAACAUCAGCACAAUCCAACAGGUCCUCCGUCAGGCACUGACAGAGUAAAGAAGGGAGGCUCAUACAUGUGUCACAAGUCUUACUGUUACCGUUACCGCUGUGCAGCGCGAAGCCAGAACACGCCGGACAGCUCUGCCUCCAAUCUUGGUUUUCGUUGCGUCUCUCAGGCACCGCACUGAAAUUCACUCUGGUUCAUAUUAUUAUUAUUUUUUUUUUUUUAAAUCAAACUCUAAUAUUUCAUAAUGUUCCAUGUUGUUAUACUGCAUUCAAAGAACUCGGGAUUUUAUGGAUUAUUUUCUCUGGUUUUUAUGAAAAAUAAAAAUAAAAACAUUUUUUUUAA
This is a messenger RNA of Syngnathus typhle (broad-nosed pipefish), 1294 nucleotides long. It is a transcript of the gene sumf1, whose product is annotated as sulfatase modifying factor 1. The record is from RefSeq and is a predicted model, not a curated record. The coding region runs from base 60 to 1133 and encodes 357 amino acids. The transcript has 9 exons. Gene Ontology annotation, cellular component: endoplasmic reticulum. Lineage: Eukaryota; Metazoa; Chordata; Actinopteri; Syngnathiformes; Syngnathidae.